GACAGACAGAUUAGCAGAUUGAUAGACAGAAAUAUAGACAGACUGAGAAACAGACAGGUCAACAGAUAGAUAGGUAGAUAGAUAUGCAUAUAUAGAAAGAGACAAUCUGACUGAUAGACAGACUGAUAGAAGUGACAAACAGAUUAAUAGUAAAGACAGGUAGAAAUAGGGAAGAAGGAGGAGAGAGAGAAGCUAAAGCAUAUAUCUGGAAAGGAGUCAGGGGAUGGGGGGAAGUCUUUAUUUCAACACUAACCAUGGUUAGUGGGGGAGGUGAAUGAGAAACAGGGGAGUCAUAUCACUUUUGCAGCAAUUGGCUCCAGAGUGAGUUGGGACCGAGACCACUAUGGAUGGAGACUAUGAUGAUGAUGAUUUCUGGGAGACUGGGAUAUCACGGCCACUGAAGAGGAGUGACAGCCAUGUUUCUGCAGGCAACAUCUAUGGAAAACUUGAUGGUAGUGGGGAUGUUGAUGUUGGUACUGUUGAUGGGGGUACUGGACCUGGUGGUGGUGGUGGAAGUGGUGUGGGUAGUAUAGGUGGUGACACCAGUGGUGGUGGUAUCGUUAUGGAAUUGACAGCAGCAACAGGAUCUGAGCAACCAGGUGCCUCUGCGUUCCAGAGGAAGGCCAAGCUGCGCAAGUCAGUGAUGUUCAGUGAUGACACCUGGCCCAUCAUGUCCCCAACGGGGAGGCACAGCCCUGGCAAACACAGUGGGGAGGAGGAGGAAGACGGUGUUGAUACUGAGAUGGCAGCUUCUGGCUGGGCUGCUGUAACAACAACAACAACAUCAAUGACUGCAGUGACACAUUCUUCAGUUGGUUUGUCAGGAACUGGUAGAAAGAAGCGGGAAAUUAUGACAGGAAAAGCAGCUAGAGUUUCAAGUGACUUUGAUGGUGGUAGUCGUAGUGGUGGUGGUGGUGGUGGUGGUGCUAGCAACAGUGGUACUAGUGGUACAAGCAUAUUUGGUAGUAGUAGUUGUGAUAGUAAUCACAGUAUUAGUAGAAGCAACAGCAGCUGUAGCAGCAGUAGCAGUGGUAGUAGUAAUUAUAGUAGUAGCAGCAGCAGUAGUAGUAGUAGUAGUACUUGUCGGUGCAGCAAUGGUAGUAGUGAUAGUGGAGGAGGUGGCAAAGGUGUUGAUGAUGACAAUAAUAACGAUGAUGAUGAUGACGAUAAUCACAGUGAUGUUGAUGUUGAAGGUGGUGGCGAUGAUGAUGGUAGCGACUCCGAUGGCAGAGAUAUGAUCUUGGAGCUACAGCGCCUCCAUCAACAGCAACAUUCGCCAAGGAGAAAGAAGACAACUAGCAAGCAAGAGGAGGAGGAAGAUGAGGAGGGGGCAGCUAAGAGCAGUAGGAGUAAUAAUAGCAGUAGAAGUAGCAGACAGAUGAGGAGAAGACACAGUAGUCAAAGUGGACGUCAGAAGCUGGAGGAGACACUUACAGUUGAUUCCCUGCUGGAGAGUCACUAUGGUCAGCUGGUCAAGUUGUGUUUAGAAGAGAUCAAAGUGGACGAUGAAGCCAGCCGGAGGCACAUCCAUGCCCGACAGAUGGAGCAGUUGUAUAGCACAUACAUUGCUGUCGGCAACAAACAACUAGCCCUCACCCCAGUUGCUCUCUACCCACACGGCUGGCCUCGGUAUGUGACACGCAGGCUCUUCUACCCACCUCCUUCAUCUGCUACACCCUCAAUGGUGCAGUGGGAAUGCAGCAGACGAGGUGAGAGUGGGAGCAGUACUACUGCAUUUUCAACAGCUUGUUCCAUGAGUCUUGGAGAGAAUGAAAUUAGACAUGAAAGGAGGAACCAAAGGUUGCUGAAUGGUACUCGCAGAGUCCAAAACAACAGGAAAUUGUUUCGAGCCAAAACUACAGUUGGCCCCCAAAAGUCAUCUGUGAAUCCUUCAUCUUCCAGAGGCAUCUUUGACCAACACGAGAACAUUCCAACAGCACCACCACCAACAGCAGCAGCAACAAAGCCAACAUCAUCAGCAAUGAGUAAGAAAAAGCUAUCAGGCUCUUCCUCCACCUCAUCAUCUGGCAGAGGCAGUUUUGUCCGUCAGAAGAAGUUACCCCUACAGACAGCAUCGGAGGAAAAUGCUGCAAACCAAACCUGUCGUAGUGUUGACAACAGUUUCCGACCAAACGACAGUAACCCGCAUAUCCUGAAAUGGUUGCAGAAGAAGGACAAAGACUUCUGGCAACAGAAACGAGAGAUGAAGGUGAGAAAGAAGCUGGAAACUGAGAACAGAAAACUCGAUGCAGCCUUCAAAGCAGAUCGUCAGCUCCGCUCGAGUGCAGCAUUUGAAGAGUGGAUGCAUCACAAGGCAAAAGGAAAGAAAUUCCUGUCUGCAAGUUCUACUGCAAAGAGCUCCAUUGACGUGUCACAGGAGCCAAAACAAAGCCCAAAACCCACAUAUGGGUUUCCGUUUAUGAGUAAGGAACAGCAUGAGGGUGAAGGUGAUGACGAUGCUGGUGUUCAAGAGCAGACGUUGUCUGCUCCUCAGAAGGGUUCAGGUUUUGUUAAAGCAGGCAAAAGUUUGUUGCAUGAGGAGAAUCUUGAAGUGAAUUUCUUGAGGAUGACAAACCUUCAGAAUUGGCAAACAAAAAACCCAGUUUCCAACUUCACAUCAAGUCAAGCAGAGACUGGAACAGAUGUUCCUCUUGAUAAUCCUGAGAGUUCAACAAGAUUUGCUGACUGUGGUGUUGAUCAAAAUAAAGAGGAACUUGAAAUAGCUAGCAAGACUGAAAAGCACAAUGUAUGGCAAAUGAAGAGGUUAGUGUCAGAACACAAGAAAUCCAGUUUGAUAUUCCAGCAACCAGAUGAGGACAAUGGUAGAAAUCAGGGAAAAGAACAAAGUUUCUAUGGGAAGCCAGAAUCACAGUCAUCAUCACCUCCAACUCCACUGCCACUGGUAAUGAAGAAAUCAACCACUAGACCUAAAACUGCCCAUGGACGCCGAUCAAGGUGCUCUGCAGCAACAAGCAGAGAUAAAUGUCUUGUAUCCCCUCAACUCAUGCCACUUCCAUCUCUAUAGACACCAGUUAUCUUAAUUUGAAUCCACAGAUAUACAGAAAAUACUUGUCCCCAUCUAUCUAUGCCACUUUGAACACUAUAGACACAAGCUGUCUAACCCAAAUGCACAGAUUCAUGAAAGAUACAUAUUUCGCCUUACCUUUAUGGCUCCUAUCUCUAUAUACACAAGUUAUCUAACGGGAAUAUCCAGACAUGAAAGAAAGGAAUGUCCUGUAUCCCCACCUGUCCGUACCACUUCUAAUACUAAAGACACCAGUUGUUUAACCUGAAUAUCUAAAUAUGCAAGAAAUAGAUGUUCUGUGUCCCUCAUAUCAUUUCCAUCUCUAUAGACACAAAUUAUCUAACCUGAAUGUACAGAUAUGCAUCACUCUUGCCUCUAACACUCUCCUCAUUAUAGGUAUAUACUAUUAUGAAAUCUGGACACACAUAUUAUAUGUAACAGCCAAACCUGUAUCACAAACACAUGGAUUCCUCUGCAGUCUGCAGAAAUGGUAAACAAUUCAGUUAGGAUCAGAUGUUGGUUCCCUUUAAAGCCUAAAAAACAAAAA
Messenger RNA from Octopus sinensis (East Asian common octopus), 3572 nucleotides. RefSeq names its product serine-rich adhesin for platelets-like. The transcript has 2 exons. Bases 344 to 3025 code for a protein of 893 amino acids. The record is from RefSeq and is a predicted model, not a curated record. NCBI's taxonomy places the organism in Eukaryota, Metazoa, Mollusca, Cephalopoda, Octopoda, Octopodidae.